Molecule: messenger RNA, 1080 nt
Organism: Ricinus communis (castor bean)
Lineage: Eukaryota; Viridiplantae; Streptophyta; Magnoliopsida; Malpighiales; Euphorbiaceae
Product: thaumatin-like protein
Exons: 1
Coding region: 76-753 (225 amino acids)
Biological process (GO): defense response
Cellular component (GO): extracellular region
Source: RefSeq, a predicted model, not a curated record
UCGCAUUUCUUCAUCACACCAAUAUCACAUAGCAAAACACCCUGCACUUAGUUAACUCACUACCCCCCCAAAAAAAUGACCUUUUUAAAAUCCCUCCUUAUCUUUACUUUCCUUUUGGCCACCCUUUACUUCACUUUAGCUCAGGCAGCUACCUUUGCCAUAACCAACAAAUGCCCUUACACAGUUUGGGCAGCCGCCUCACCUGGUGGCGGCCGGAGACUCAACACCGGUGAAACAUGGACCAUCAGUGCUAACCCUGGCACUACUCAAGCUCGCAUUUGGGGUAGAACCAAUUGCCAAUUUGAUGCUUCAGGAAGAGGCAAGUGUGAGACAGGAGACUGUAAUGGACUUCUUGUUUGCCAAGGCUAUGGUGCAGCUCCAAAUACAUUAGCCGAGUACGCAUUAGACCAAUUUGAACAUCAAGAUUUUAUUGAUAUAUCAAACAUUGAUGGGUUUAAUAUUCCUAUGGAGUUUAGUUCAGCAUCAGGAAGUUGCAGCCGAGUGAUUAAAUGUACUGCAGAUAUUAUUGGACAGUGUCCUAAUGAAUUGAAGGUUCCUGGAGGAUGCAAUGGCCCAUGUCCCGUGUUCAAGACUGAGGAACACUGUUGCAAUUCUGGAAACUGUAGUCCUACAAAGUUCUCAAGGUAUUUUAAGGAAAGGUGCCCUGAUGCUUACAGUUAUCCUAAGGAUGAUCCCACAAGUUUGUUUACUUGCCCUACUGGGACAAAUUAUAAGGUUAUCUUCUGCCCUUGAAGCUACAUAAAUAGCAACAGUUACUUUGGGUCCUCCAAAGAAUUAUAUAGAUUGGCAGGUCUGGAAUAAGAGUCUAGCCUCGCACUACAGGAAGACAAUAAAAUAAAUGAAAGAAGGGAGUUUUAAGACUUCUUGAGCACAUGCAUAGUAUUGUGCAAAACUAUUAUUCGAGUUUCAAUUUAUGUUACGCAUCUAUAUGCCUCUUUUCCUCCACUUGUAUGUUUAAGAAGUGGAAAGUUAAUGUUCUCCUGCAUUAAUACUUUUCCAAGUGAUUUGUGCAUGCGUGCCUAUUCAUUUGAUAUUUUGGAGAUCUAGAUUUACUCGUCA